CUUGGUCACAACUCACCAGUACAAGCAGGUGGUUCACGAGUUGAGGGCAUGAUAGGCGUUAAUUUACUGACAAUGGUGUUUGUGAUGGCGGCGGCCACCGUUUCACUCGCGGUGGCGAAAGCUGGAGCCCAACCAAUCCCGAAAGGUGUAAUGACACUGGAAAGGGCUUUUCCGACGAACAAGAACAUGGAGGUGAAGGCGCUUAGAGCUCGGGAUCGGCUAAGACAUGCUCGAAUGUUGCAGAGACUUUCCGGGGGCAUCGUCGAUUUCUCAAUUGCAGGGUUGGCGGAUCCAAACAUGCUCGGUCUUUAUUAUGUCAAAGUAAAAUUGGGCUCUUCUCCUAGAGAAUUCAAUGUACAGUUUGAUACGGGAAGUGACAUCCUAUGGGUUGCAUGCUCUUCCUGCGUAGGUUGUCCUAGGAGUAGCGGCCUCAGGGUUGAUCUCAACUUCUAUGAUGCUUCCAGCUCAUCCACUGCUUCUCUUAUCACUUGUUCGGACAAAACCUGUUAUUCUCUUAGUCAAGCAGCCUAUGCCAAAUGCUUUACUGAGAGUGAUCAGUGUGGUUACUCAUUCCAAUACGGAGAUGGAAGUGGCACAACCGGCCAUUAUGUAUCUGAUAUGCUAUACUUCGACACUGUCUUGGCUAACUCAUUGGUAGCCAACUCUUCAGCCCCAGUAGUUUUUGGGUGCAGCACCUUGCAAUCUGGAGAUCUGACUAAUGGAUAUAGAGCAGUUGAUGGGAUUUUCGGGUUUGGUCGACAUGAUCUUUCAGUUAUAUCACAACUGUCAUCGCUUGGGAUUACUCCAAAAGUUUUUUCCCACUGUUUGAAAGGAGAUGAGACGGGUGGAGGGAUUUUGGUUCUUGGUGAAAUUUUGGAUCCAAGAAUUGUGUAUACCCCACUUGUUCCAUCACAGUACGUAUACCCUUUUCUCUUUCCCAGAACUUAUGAUGUGCCAUAGAUUUUAAAACCACGCACCCUCAAUUAUUAUUGGCCACAUUAUAAUUUGUACAUGCAGAGCAUUGCUGUUAAUGGGAUAUUAUUGCCUAUUGAUCCAGGAGUGUUUGUUACAUCUGAAAGUCGUGGAACCAUUAUAGAUUCCGGCACAACAUUGGCAUAUCUUCCCCCUGAAGCUUAUGAACCCUUUAUCAGUGCUAUAACAAGUAUGGUUUCACAGUCUGCAGCUCCCUUUGUAUCUAAAUCGAUGCAGUGUUAUGUGGUUAAUACAAGCAGCAGCAGCAUAACUUAUAUAUUCCCCACUGUGGUUUUGAACUUUGCUGGUGGCGCAUCGUUGGCUUUAAGACCUUUAGAUUACCUCUUCCGUAUGAGUUAUCUUGAAAGUAAUGAAGUUUGGUGCAAUGGCUUUCAGAAACACGAGCUGGGUAUUACAAUUUUAGGAGAUCUUGUUUUGAAGGAUAGAAUCAUUGUUUAUGAUUUAGCUCAUCAGAGGAUUGGAUGGGUUGAUUAUGAUUGUUCAACCUCAGUAUAUGUGUCUGUGACUUCUGGCAAGGAUGAAUUUACCAAUGCUGGACAGUUGAGUGUCAACUGUUCACCAUGUAAUGCAUUCCAUUAUAUGCCUGUUUGGCUUCUGAUGACCGGGUUUUUAUUUUUGUAACAUGGUUUGUUGUCAUCCCAUCCCUCCCCUCACUAGAUAGUUAAUAGGAAUAGCAUUAGGUUUCUUGUGGUGCAUUUGGUUUAAUCAUGAGGCAUAAUUGAAGUGGCUUUAAUUGCCUUGUUGAGCGAUAACCACUUAAACAGAUUAGUAUUCAAGCUCAUGGUUGUGCUACUUCGCAAGUGGUUUUUUUUUGGGAAAAUGGUCAAAUAAGCCCUUAUAUAGGAGGCUAUGUCCGGCUGUCGCCAUUUGGGGCAGUUCCGGGUGGAUUUUUUUGAUGAAUUUUUUUGAGCAUCUU
This is a messenger RNA of Cuscuta epithymum, 1909 nucleotides long. Lineage: Eukaryota; Viridiplantae; Streptophyta; Magnoliopsida; Solanales; Convolvulaceae. The record is from the annotation of a GenBank genome assembly.